AUGGCUUUGAGCAGCAAUGCUAUGCGGGUGGUCUUCCUCCUCGCGAUGAUGGCGUGCGCCGCCCAUGCGGGGAAGCCAGCCCCAAAGGAGUGUUGGAUCUUUUAUGAGUUUGAAGAAGGAGAAGGAGAAGAAGGCGAUAAGAAGUCAGGCGAUGCCGCCGCGCCGGAGGGCGCCGAGGAGGGCAGCGGGUCUUCCGACAUAUCCAAGCUGGGAGCCAAGGGCGACGGCAAGACGGACAGCACCAAAGCGCUGAAUGAUGCGUGGGAGGCGGCGUGCGGCAAGGAAGGGAAGCAGACGCUCAUGAUCCCCAAGGGCGACUACCUUGCUGGUCCCCUCAACUUCUCCGGGCCGUACGUUGACAACCUCGUCAUCACCGGCAAGGGCACCCUCGACGGCCAGGGCAAAGAAGUGUGGGACAACAACAAAUGUGCCAAAAAAUACGACUGCAAGAUCCUGCCCAACUCGCUGGUGCUGGACUUCGUGAACAACGGCACCGUCUCCGGGAUCACCCUGCUGAACGCCAAGUUCUUCCACAUGAACGUGUUCCAGUGCAAAGACAUGACGAUCAAGGACGUGACCAUCACCGCGCCGGAGGACAGCCCCAACACCGACGGCAUCCACAUCGGCGACUCCUCCGAGGUCACAAUCUCCGGCACCACCAUCGGCACGGGUGACGACUGCAUCUCCAUCGGCCCCGGCAGCAGCGGGAUCAACAUCACCGGCGUCACCUGCGGCCCCGGCGUCGGCAGCCUGGGCAGGUACAAGGACGAGAAGGACGUGACGGACGUCAACGUCAAGGACUGCACGCUCAAGAAGACCAGCAACGGCGUCCGGAUCAAGGCCUACGAGGACGCCGCCAGCGUGCUCACCGCCUCCAAGCUCCACUACGAGAACAUAGCCAUGGAGGACGUGGCCAACCCCGUCAUCAUCGACAUGAAGUACUGCCCCAACAAGAUCUGCACCGCCAAGGGCGAUUCCAAGGUCACCGUCAAGGACGUCACCUUCAAAAACAUCACCGGCACCUCGUCCACCCCCUCCGCUGUCAGCCUGCUCUGCUCCGACAAGAUCCCCUGCAGCGACAUCACCAUGGACAAAGUCAAGGUCGAGUACAAGGGAACCAACAACAAGACUAUGGCGGUCUGUAACAACGCCAAGGGAAGCGCCACCAGUUGCCUCAAGGAACUGGCAUGCCUCUGA
Molecule: messenger RNA, 1197 nt
Organism: Zea mays
Lineage: Eukaryota; Viridiplantae; Streptophyta; Magnoliopsida; Poales; Poaceae
Product: exopolygalacturonase
Biological process (GO): carbohydrate metabolic process
Molecular function (GO): polygalacturonase activity
Source: RefSeq, a predicted model, not a curated record